This is a messenger RNA of Protopolystoma xenopodis, 270 nucleotides long. The record is from the annotation of a GenBank genome assembly. Lineage: Eukaryota; Metazoa; Platyhelminthes; Monogenea; Polystomatidea; Polystomatidae.
GAAUUUCCUUCUCUUCCAGUUGGUCAUGACUUCAAUGCAUCCGGAAAGAGGCAUUCUACUGUGGCCUCCGUCACGGCUUCCUCAACAAAUACAGAAGGUGGCCGGGUGGUGAUUCGUCCAGUCAACGUCUCAGUACGCAAGGUUGCUGAGUUUCUCGGCGGAUAUGCCUUUCUACAAUUGCGUGCGCCAAAUAAACGUCAGGAUUUGGACGAAGCCAGUUUCUACAAACUAACAAGUGGUCUUACGACCACGGAGGGGAUCUUCAGUUGA